Molecule: messenger RNA, 708 nt
Organism: Dichotomopilus funicola
Lineage: Eukaryota; Fungi; Ascomycota; Sordariomycetes; Sordariales; Chaetomiaceae
Exons: 2
Coding region: 1-708 (235 amino acids)
Source: RefSeq, a predicted model, not a curated record
AUGGCAGCACCUCUGACCAACAUGGACCGCGAGAGGUUCGGGCAUAUUAAGGACAAGGCAAUGCGGCAGCUUAGCCCUGAUAACCCGACGUGCUGCGACGCCGAGACUAUGGCGCUCAUGGUCGCAUGCCUGAAUCACCGGUACCGCGGCAAUAGUGUAUACUUUGCGCUUCUCGAUACGCCGGGCAUGGAUACAACGACAUCCCAAAUCCGGGACGUCGACAAGGUAUUCCUAUUUUACCACCACGGCAACAGCUUCUGGUCGGUGGCCUAUAUCGCUCGUCGGGUGCCGGAGGUGACCAUGUUUGACGGCAUCAGCAUGCUGCCCAGAAAGGUUGCCAAACAUGAAGAAUACAGCCUGCGAGACGACAAGGAGAGGAAGGCACGGAUGGACCGCUUGACUGCCGCUACAGAAGCCCACCUCAAAAACGUCGGCGAUUGUAUCAAUAUCCCGUUUUACGACAGUCCGAUCCUUGGAGACACAGACAGCGCUCAGUCUGGGGUGCUUUGCGUUGCGUGGGCCGAAGCGAAAUACAACGACCAGCCUGUAUAUAUGUCGUGGAAUAAAGAGAAACAGCUUGGUUGUUGGACUCCUACGACGGACAAUCUUGUGGAGGCUGAGCUGAAGCGGGGGGGUAGUUUGGCCUGGAUUGAUGUGCUCUAUCUCCGUGCGAAGACCGCCGACUUUGGUGUACUGGUCACGGUAUAA